Aspergillus niger is the source of this 963-nucleotide messenger RNA. RefSeq lists its product as uncharacterized. The transcript is spliced from 4 exons. NCBI's taxonomy places the organism in Eukaryota, Fungi, Ascomycota, Eurotiomycetes, Eurotiales, Aspergillaceae. The record is from RefSeq and is a predicted model, not a curated record. The coding region runs from base 1 to 963 and encodes 320 amino acids. Gene Ontology annotation, molecular function: oxidoreductase activity.
AUGGUUGCCAAGCAGAAAGUACUGCUCCUUGGAGCGACUGGUGAGACUGGCAGCUCUAUUCUAAAUGGGUUGCAAGAAUCUGGCAAUUUUGAUGUGGAGGUCUUAGUACGACCCGCUUCUGCAAAUAAAUCGUCGGUCCAAAAGCUCCGAGAGCAAGGGCUCAAGAUUUGGUCCACAGACCUUGACGACUUUAGCGGGCUUGUGUCUGCUAUGACCGGUACCGACAUUCUCAUCAGUGCUAUCGGACCCAAUGACUUGCUUCAGCAGAAGAAGCUACUUCAAGCCGCCAAGCUUACAGGUGUGAAAAGAGUCAUUCCCUGUGCUUUCACCACGGUAGCCCCUCCAAAUGGCGCUAUGCUGCUUCGUGAUGAGAAAGAAGAAGUCUACAAUGCCAUCAAGUUCUUGGGUAUUCCUUAUACCGUGAUCGAUGUUGGCUUCUGGUAUCAAAUCUCAUUUCCGACCCUUCCGUCUGGGAAAGUGGAUUACGCCCAGAUGGUUCCAGUGAAGACUGUUCAUGGGGACGGGACAGCUCCCAAUAUCCUUACCGACCUACGUGAUAUCGGGAGAUUUGUUGCACGAAUCAUACUCGAUGACCGGACUAUUAACAAAUAUGUCUACACGUUAGGGGAUGUACUUUCCGAGAACGACAUCUAUCGUAUCGCGGAAGAGGUUUCUGGAGAGAAGCUGGAACCAGAUCGUAUAUCGCAUGAAAAUAUCGAAGCCAAUGUAGAGCAAGCUAAAGCUGCUCUCGCCGAGGAUCCUAGCGAUCCCAUGAAGCGCAUCGGCGUUUUCAUAGCCCAGUAUGAGCAUAGCAAGUACGUGCGGGAGGAUAACAGUCCUGGCUAUGCCGCCUAUCUGGGUUAUCUUAAUGCCAGAGAGCUAUACCCAGAUUUCCAGCCAACAUCCUUUCGUGAUUUCUUCGCGGAGGUGCUGGCUGGGAAGGGCAGGAAAGUGUAUUCCUAG